AUGGCCAACAUAUCCAGGGUGUUUAAGAAGACCUGCUCCAAUGGCAAGCUCUCCAUCUACUUGGGGAAACGGGACUUCGUGGACCAUGUGGACAUGGUGGAACCCAUUGAUGGUGUAGUCCUGGUUGACCCUGAUUACUUAAAAGGUCGAAAGAUGUUUGUCAUGUUGACGUGUGCCUUUCGCUAUGGCCAUGAUGACUUGGAUGUGAUUGGUCUGAUGUUCUGCAAAGAUCUGUAUGUACAGGUCCAGCAAGUGGUCCCAGCUGAGCACAGCAGCCCCCAGGGGCCCCUCACAGUCCUGCAGGAGCGACUGCUGCACAAGCUGGGGGACAAUGCCUACCCUUUUACCCUGCAGAUGGUUGUCAACCUGCCCUGUUCGGUGACACUGCAGCCAGGUCCUGAUGAUACAGGAAAGGCCUGUGGUGUUGACUUUGAAGUGAAGAGUUUCUGUGCUGAAAACCUGGAGGAGAAAGUCUCCAAGAGAGACUCUGUGCGGCUGGUGAUUCGGAAAAUCCAGUUUGCACCCCUGGAGCCAGGCCCUGGCCCCUGGGCCCAGACUGUUCGCCGCUUCCUUCUGUCAGCUCAGCCCCUACAACUCCAGGCCUGGAUGGACAGGGAGGUUCACUACUACGGCAAACCCAUCACUGUCAACGUUUCCAUCAACAACUGCACCAACAAGGUCAUCAAAAAGAUCAAGAUUUCAGUUGACCAGAUCACAGAUGUCGUCCUGUAUUCACUAGACAAGUACACCAAGACUGUGUUCGUUCAGGAGUUCAUGGAGACUAUAGCUGCUAACUCCACCUUCUCCAAGAGCUUUGCAGUAACCCCACUCCUGGCUGCCAACUGCCAGAAACAGGGCCUGGCACUGGAUGGCAAAUUCAAGCAUGGUGAUACCAAUCUGGCCUCUAGCACGAUUCUUCGACCAGGAAUGGACAAGGAGCUGCUGGGGAUCCUGGUGUCCUACAAAGUCAGAGUCAACCUGAUGGUGUCCUGUGGAGGCAUCCUAGGCGACCUGACAGCCAGUGAUGUUGGCGUGGAGCUGCCCUUGAUCCUGAUGCAUCCAAAGCCAUCGAACGAGGCCGCUAGCUCUGAGGAUAUAGUCAUCGAGGAGCUCACUCAGCAGCAGCCCGGCAGAGAGGAGAGCCAGGAGGCUUUGGCGGCCGAGGGGGACGAGGGCAGCUGA
Molecule: messenger RNA, 1182 nt
Organism: Balaenoptera ricei (Rice's whale)
Lineage: Eukaryota; Metazoa; Chordata; Mammalia; Artiodactyla; Balaenopteridae
Gene: ARR3
Product: arrestin 3
Exons: 16
Coding region: 1-1182 (393 amino acids)
Biological process (GO): signal transduction; visual perception; G protein-coupled receptor internalization
Molecular function (GO): G protein-coupled receptor binding
Source: RefSeq, a predicted model, not a curated record